Coffea eugenioides is the source of this 651-nucleotide messenger RNA. Its product is annotated as late embryogenesis abundant protein At1g64065-like. Lineage: Eukaryota; Viridiplantae; Streptophyta; Magnoliopsida; Gentianales; Rubiaceae. Gene Ontology annotation, cellular component: plasma membrane. The transcript has a single exon. Bases 1 to 651 code for a protein of 216 amino acids. The record is from RefSeq and is a predicted model, not a curated record.
AUGUCGGAGGAAAGCCAUGUAACUCCACUAGCACCACCACAAAUUUACCGAAAAAGUGAUGAGGAAUGGGGGGCUACCACAAAACCAAAAGUCAUUCAUCACAAGCACAGAAGAAGCAGCAAAUGUUUCGUCUACCUCUUACUGUUUCUCGUCCUACUAAGCAUAGCUUCUUUAGCCUUCGGAUUAGUAGUUCUGCGAAUCAACGCCCCUAAGCUUAAGCUGGAGCUGGUGGAGAUAAAGAAUCUCAAGUACACAGCUCCAGAUUUUGCUUCACUGAACAUGACUAUGGUUGCACAAGUGAAGAUUUAUAAUCAGAACUUCGGUGGAUUCACGUUCCACGACGGCAGCACAAGCGUGGUGUAUGGGAACACCACUCUCGGGAUGACGUAUUAUAAAAGCGGGCUUGUUAGGGGCAGAAACUCCGAGAGAAUGAAUGUUAGUGUACAGGUAAAAGCCAAUAAUGGCUUAGCUGAGAACAAGAAUUUUAGCAGUGAUAUGGGCUCGGGGUUGGUGAAAUUGAGCAGCUAUGCUAAUCUUAGGGGUGAAAUUCGUGUGUUGAAGCAUUUUACUAGGCGUAGAACUUCAUUCAUGAACUGUACCAUGAGUCUUAACUUGACGAGCCCAGCAGUCCAGGAUCUGAGAUGCAUGUAA